CUAGAGAAAGAAGUAAUAAUGGCAACUACAAGUGAAGACUUAAAGGAGGUACCAGAAGGAGAAACAGCCUCUCCUGAAGAUCCUAAAAAAGAAGGACAAUCUGACCAGACCAGUAACUCUGAAGUGAUUGCUACCAGUGGUACUAAUGAAACCUCUGAUCAAGAUCAACCCAACGUUGAUGCUAACACUGAUAACUCUGAUGUCAAUCAACCUAAUGCAGAUACCGAUCAACCUAAUGCUGAUGCCGAUCAACCUAACGCUGAUACCGAUCAACCUAAUGCUGAUGCCGAUCAACCUAACGCUAAUACUGAUCAACCUAAUGCUGAUGCUGAUCUACCUAACACUAAUGCUGAUGCCAAUCAGCCUAAUGCUAAUGCUGAUGCUGAUCAACCUAAUGCUGAUGCCGAUCAACCUAACACUGAUGCCAAUCAACCUAACGCUGAUGCCGAUCAACCUAACGCUGAUGCCAAUCAGCCUAAUGCUGAUGCCAAUCAGCCUAAUGCUGAUGCCGAUCAGCCUAAUGCUGAUGCUGAUCCACCUAACGCUGAUGCUGAUCCACCUAAUGCUGAUGCCGAUCAACCUAACGCUGAUGCUGAUCAGGAUCCAAAAGAAGAUACAAGAAGGAGAAGUGUCUAUUGCAAUCAACCACUGGAGACAUAUAUCUGGAAACCAGAAGCACAAGAUAUAAAGGGAUUGGUUUGUAUCUGUCAUGGUGUUCAUGAGCACAUGGGGCGUUAUGAGAAACUAGCCGAACACUUAAAAUCCUCAGGUCUCUUGGUUUUUGGGAUUGACUUAGUUGGUCACGGUAAAAGUGAAGGGGUUAGAGGAUCUAUUGAUGAUAUGCAAUCAUAUGCAACCGAUGUGAUUGGAUUUGCACAAGAAAUGGAAGAAAAAUACCCAGAACAACCAAUGUUUCUAAUGGGACACUCAAUGGGCGGCUUGGUAGCUACCAUAGUUGCUAUUCAAAGGCAGAGCAUGUUCAUAGGCCUCCUUCUCUCAGCUCCAUCGCUAAUGGUGGAUCCUAAUGAAGCAGGGCCUAUAAAGAGAUUGCUUGCAAGGAUCAUUGGAGCCAUUGCACCUAAUUUUGGUAUAUCAACUCUUAAUACUUCUACAAUUUCUAGUCUUCCGGAAGAAGUUGCAGAGUAUGUUAAUGAUCCACUGAUAAUCCACGCUCCUCUUAAAGCCGGUUGGGGCUUGGCUUUCAUGAAAGGGAUACAAUACGUUGAAGGAAGGCUUGGGGACAUUUCAAUUCCUCUGUUUAUAAUGCAUGGAUCUGAUGACCAACUUGUCCCAAUGGCUGCGUCUGAAUUGGUUCAUAAUAAUGCUUCAAGCACAGAUAAAACACUAGAGGUGUUUAUUGAUUGUCGUCAUGAAAUACUCCAUGACAAAGAGCAAGAUAGAGCUCGUCAGCUCAUCUCUACCUGGAUAUUGAGUAGAAUUACAAGCAAGCAAGAAACAGCACCUGAUAAUUAAAUUAAUAAUUUUUAUCUAAUUAUUAGUUUUUUUAUAAAUAGCUAGGCGUGGUUUUUAAUAAAACUUUCUAAUUAA
Amphimedon queenslandica is the source of this 1548-nucleotide messenger RNA. Its product is annotated as monoglyceride lipase-like. The coding region runs from base 19 to 1473 and encodes 484 amino acids. The transcript is spliced from 7 exons. Lineage: Eukaryota; Metazoa; Porifera; Demospongiae; Haplosclerida; Niphatidae. The record is from RefSeq and is a predicted model, not a curated record.